AUGGCUGCUGGGCUGGCUGGCUCUCUGCUGCUCCUCGCGCUGGCGGCGCACGGGCCGGGACCCACGUGUACUGUCAAGAUGAAGGUGGUGGAAGAGCCUAACACGUUCGGGCUUAACAACCCGUUCCUGCCGCAGACCAGUCGGCUCCAGCCCAAGAGGGAUCCCUCACCUGUGUCUGGGCCCAGCCACCUGCUCAGACUCUCUGGCACAUGCUUCAGCCUCGUGGAGUCCACGUACAAGUACGAGUUCUGUCCCUUCCACAAUGUUACCCAGCAUGAGCAGACCUUCCGUUGGAACGCCUACAGUGGGAUCCUGGGCAUCUGGCACGAGUGGGAGAUAGUCAAUUCCACCUUUACGGGCAUGUGGAUGCGUGAUGGAGACUCGUGCGGCCCCCGGAGCCGGCAGACCAAGGUGGAGCUCACUUGUGGGAAGAGCAACAGACUGGCCCAGGUGUCGGAGCCCAGCACCUGCGUAUACUCACUGACGUUUGAGACUCCGCUCGUCUGCCACCCCCAUGCCAUGCUAGUGUACCCGGUCCUGCCUGUGGCCCUACAACAACGGUGGGAUCAGGUAGAGCAGGACCUGGCAGAUGAACUCAUCACGGCCCAGGGCCACGUGAAGCGGCUGCAGACACUCUUUGAGGAGGCUGGCUACUUGAGGGCCCCAGAGGACAGUGACCCCACUCGGCAGGAAGGGGUUUCACGGGGUCCUGUGUUCGAGACCCUGGAGAGCUGCAGUCAGGCACAUAGAGAGCUGGCCAAGGAGGUGACCAGGCUCCAGGGGCUGCUGGCUCAGCGUGGCCUCACCCAGGGGGCAGGGGCCUCCCUGCACGUCCUACCUGCUGCUGGGGCUGCUCCGCGACCUCAGGCCGGUACUUCCGCAGGGACCCCCCCGCAGCUGCGUGGUGAUCUGGACCUGCACAGGAACACACUGUGA
This is a messenger RNA of Chrysochloris asiatica (Cape golden mole), 936 nucleotides long. RefSeq names its product N-acetylglucosamine-1-phosphate transferase, gamma subunit (gene GNPTG). NCBI's taxonomy places the organism in Eukaryota, Metazoa, Chordata, Mammalia, Afrosoricida, Chrysochloridae. The record is from RefSeq and is a predicted model, not a curated record. The transcript is spliced from 10 exons. Gene Ontology annotation, cellular component: Golgi apparatus. Bases 1 to 936 code for a protein of 311 amino acids.